Molecule: messenger RNA, 2961 nt
Organism: Canariomyces notabilis
Lineage: Eukaryota; Fungi; Ascomycota; Sordariomycetes; Sordariales; Chaetomiaceae
Product: ankyrin
Exons: 6
Coding region: 1-2961 (986 amino acids)
Molecular function (GO): protein binding
Source: RefSeq, a predicted model, not a curated record
AUGAAGAAGCCCAAUUGGGAGGCGCAUCGCGCCGAGAUUGAGCGACUACACAUUGUGGAGAAGCGAGCUCUUGACGACGUGAUUGGCAUCAUCAGAGCAACUAGAGGUUUCGUUGCGAGCAAGGAGUCAUACGAGAAAAGAAUAAGACGAUGGCGCAUCCAAAAGAUCAUGAGCUCGAAAAUUCGGGAGUUGUUGCAGCAAAAGGCAGCGAACGAGCCUCUUGAGACAGUACGGAGAGAAGUUUCCAGAUAUGAAAACCAGGGGUUCAAGCUCCGAGAACAGGAUGCAAUCGUGACGUUGAAGGAUUCUCGACAAACGCGACUAAAACUUCCCGAAUUCAUCUUCCCUCCUAAUCCGAUCCACCAACGUGUAGAGGGUGGGAGCCCCUGGCUAGGCUUCAUGAGGACUCUUCGCGCAUUAGGAUUCCAAGCUCCAAUUCCGUCUCGUCCUGCUUCGCCAACGGCAGCGACGUCUCUCAUCAUCACGAGUGUCGGAGGUUCAUGGCCAAGCUCAGACGCUAUCACCGCUCUCAUAUCUGCUUCAGGCUCUGAUUGCCGAAACAUGCCGCAGGGAGACCAAAUCAUCCCAUGGGCAGCUGAGGCGCUCAGGCGCCUAAUGCCAGAAGAGUAUCCUGGACAAUCCAACGAUAUCAUUCAGGCGUUGGUAAGAAGCCGCACCACAACGGAGACUGAAGAGAGUCUCAUGGUGCAACUCUACCUUCUGGUGAAUAACCUCUCAACAUACGACCAUAUGCUGGCCAAAUGCUCCUAUAAGGAACAUCGCGAUUGGGAACGAGACUCGGAUGAGCAUGUCUUACAUAUAUGGGACAUUGUAAAAACGGCCGGACUCGCUCGGUGCAAGACCUUCUUCUCUACUCCCAAUGUCGCCAUCUCGGCCAUCAAGGACCGGUGCCUAUCGAGCGCUCUGAGAUUAGGCAGGCUAGACUUCUUGGAGUUUGUAUUGGACUCUGGAGUCGAUGUUAAGAGUCCUGUUCCAGUCCCGUUGUCACUUGACGGCGAAUAUCCCCUCCAACUUGCAGCAGACAUCGACGAUGAGGAAACAUCACAACAAGCCGUCCGGAUGCUUCUCCAACGUGGUGCCGUGCCCGAGCCGAAUAAACACCGAUCCAUACAUCACGACAAUCCAGACCAGUCGCCGUUGGGCUCAGCCAUCAGGUUAGAACACUGGGCGGUAGCAGAAAUACUCAUUGCGGCGGGAGCUCCCGCCAGUUCUGAUGCCGUGUGGCACGCUCUCGCUGAUGGACAUGAGGAGAUGUGCCUGCGUUUAUUGGACGCGGGAGGCGACCCUGACGCUGCAAACUGCGUUGAGAAGGGUGAUUUGGAAAUGGCAGAAGCCCUGGUGGCACGAGGCGCAAACGUGAAUGCGUUGCAGGAAUUCACGCACUCAACUCUCCUUCCGGGCCAUGUCAACGAGCUCCAAGCAACAACACCCCUUGGCCUUGCUGCACGCGAAGGGAACUUCGAAAUGUGUGGUUUCCUUCUACAAAGUGGUGCCAAUAUCAACAUACCGACAUUCAGCGAGAUUCCCAAAAAAGACUAUCAUUACGUGAGCCAGCCGCCUGUUCCUUACCUCCCUUUAACUGUCGCAUGCGGCAAUGGGCACAUGGAAAUCGAAACUCUUCUUGGGAUUCUCAUCAGUCAGUUCAGGGGUUGCGAGAUUCCGCAAUCCGGUUUCGAGCUGUGCAAAUCUUUGAUCCAAAAGGGCGCGCUCCUUGAUGACGCGUUGAUAACAUCGAUCACUGCUAAGAACCACGCGUUGGUUCGGUUCUUUCUCGAUGAGAAGGCGCCUUUUCAGGCACCCACUUGGGCUCUCUCGAGGAAAACGGCUCUGGGAGCUGCAAUUGAGAGUGGCGAUGUGGCAAUAGCCCAGUCUAUAUUCAAUGCCGGAGGUGUUGAGACGGGGGAGCUGAGCGCUAUUCCAAACCAAGAGAUGAUGGAUUUCAUGACGAUAACUGGGCUUCUUUGUCCUGCUCUUCUGCAGUACGCGCCGGAGAUCGUGAACAGCGCCAUCAAAGUCCCUGACGGAAACAAAGCUAUACUGCGCUGCAUUUUGACGCAUAAUAUCGACUUUUCCAAUGCUGGCAUGAGUGAGUACGGGCCACUCGAAUGCGCCAUCAAAGAAGAUUUGGAUCUAGGGUUGAUUGAGUUCUUACUUCAACGGAAGGCACCUGUCCGCCAGAGGACUGUCGCGCUGGUAGUCGAGGCGAUCAGCAAGAUACGGCACAAAGAGUCGCAGAGUUCGAAACCACGCAGGUCAACUCCAAAGGCCAAGCAGACUAAGCUGGAGAAAAUAGAAAAGAUCUUCAACCUUGUCCUCCAGCAUAUACCGGACGCUUGGAAACACGGAAUGACAAAGGAUUCCCCAGAUCGUUGCCGCCCACGGAGUGCGGCAAGAUUCAAUUUCAAUUUCGACGGGCCCCGAAGGAUCAAACUCGACCUUCCGGCGAUUAUCGUCGCAGCAAAAGAAGGGCUUCUAGAUAUCGUCAAGAUACUGCUCGACAAGGUGGACUGGGGUCCGCGGAUUGUAGGAGUUGCUCUCACCGUCGCGAUUCUGAACAGCAAUUACCAUGUGGUGGAUUAUGUUUUAGCAACGGAACCUCUCCCAUCACUAGAAGAGUCAUAUUGGGGAUAUAGCCCGCUUGGAUACCGGGAUUCCGGGUCAAUAAUUUCGCCUCUGUCUGCCGCAGUCAAAUCAGGCAAGGUUUUUCUAGCCAAGAGGCUUAUCAAGUUAGGAGCCAGGGUCGACCGCGGAGAUGAGAGCUGGCACGGCGAGUAUACGGCACUCCAGUUAGCUGCAUCCCUUGGCCGUGAAGAAAUGGUCGACUUGUUGCUGGAAAAUGGAGCUGACCCUAAUGCCCGGGGAGGAGGUUCUUCGAGAGGGAGGCGAGGCUGGACAGCUUUGCAGCUUGCCACAGAUCAGGGUUACUUGAGUAUUGUGUGA